CACACAGAGCAGCUGGUGUUGACAGAGGACAAGCCAGAUAAAAACCACUGGGACAUCAUCUGAGUGGUCCGACAGAGGGGUGUGAUUUGUCACUGACCACCUCCAUCCACUUCUCUUUGUCAAUUUUCUUUGCUCGGCACUCUGUAAAGAACAUGUCCUUCGUCUCCAUACCACCACCAGAAUGCCUCAAAAAACGCCUAGUUGUCCCACACCGUUACAUGUUUGGACCGGGACCUUCCAAUGUUCCUCCUCGUAUCUUGGAGGCCGGAGCUCAGCCCGUCAUCGGACACAUGCACCCGGAGAUAUUUGAGAUAAUGAAUGACAUCAAGAGUGGCCUCCGGUACUUGUUCCAGACCCAGAACAGGACAACGUUGGCUGUGAGUGGCACCGGCCACUCUGCCAUGGAGUGUGCCAUCUUCAACACGGUGGAGCCGGGGGACAGCGUGCUGGUGGCAGUCAAUGGGAUCUGGGGAGAACGAGCAGCAGACAUGGCAGAGAGGAUUGGUGCCACAGUGCAUACUGUUGUGGCGCCCCCUGGCGGCUGCGUGACCAACGCUGACAUUGAGAAGGCUUUAUCACGACACAGACCUGUGCUCUUCUUCCUUGCACACGGAGAAUCUUCCACGGGGGUCUUGCAUCCUUUAGACGGCAUCGGGGAGCUGUGCCACAAGUACAACUGCCUGUUUCUCGUUGACUCUGUGGCUUCAAUAGGAGGGGUCCCACUCCACAUGGACCAGCAAGGGAUUGACAUCCUGUAUACAGGCUCCCAGAAGGUUCUGAACGCCCCACCGGGUACAGCACCCAUUUCUUUCAGUGAGAGAGCAUGCCAAAAAGUAUUCAGUCGUACAACCAAACCCAUGUCAUUCUUCCUGGAUUUGAGUUGGCUUGCAAACUACUGGGGAUGUGAUGACAAGCCAUCAAGAGUAUACCACCACACAGGUCCAGUGACUGCUUUCUACUCUCUGAGGGAGAGUCUGGCUGUCCUUGCAGAAGAGGGUCUGGAGAACUCAUGGGAACGACAUCAAAAGGCGGCAGAAUAUUUCCAUGCCGGCCUGGAGAGCAUGGGUCUCAAGCUUUUUGUCAAAGAAAAACAUGCACGGCUGCCCACGGUCACCACAGUUGUUGCUCCACAUGGGUAUGACUGGAAAGAAAUCACCAGCUACAUCAUGAAAACACACAACUUGGAGAUUUCUGGAGGGCUGGGACCAUCAGUUGGUUUGGUGCUGCGUGUGGGACUGAUGGGGGUCAACAGCAGCAAGGCUAAUGUUGACAUGGUGCUGGCAGCGCUGAGAGACGCUCUGAAACACUGCCACAGGAGCAAAGUGUAACGUUGCUGCUCACACAGGUGUUUGUGUCAUUUCAACGACUCCGUGUAGCAAAUAAAUCACUGCGUUCAUGAA
Messenger RNA from Nematolebias whitei (Rio pearlfish), 1400 nucleotides. It is a transcript of the gene agxta, whose product is annotated as alanine--glyoxylate and serine--pyruvate aminotransferase a. The record is from RefSeq and is a predicted model, not a curated record. Gene Ontology annotation, cellular component: peroxisome. Bases 153 to 1328 code for a protein of 391 amino acids. The transcript is spliced from 11 exons. Gene Ontology annotation, molecular function: L-alanine:glyoxylate transaminase activity; L-serine:pyruvate transaminase activity. Lineage: Eukaryota; Metazoa; Chordata; Actinopteri; Cyprinodontiformes; Rivulidae.